Messenger RNA from Eublepharis macularius, 1732 nucleotides. RefSeq names its product protein disulfide isomerase like, testis expressed (gene PDILT). Gene Ontology annotation, biological process: protein folding. Gene Ontology annotation, cellular component: endoplasmic reticulum. The transcript is spliced from 11 exons. Bases 28 to 1623 code for a protein of 531 amino acids. NCBI's taxonomy places the organism in Eukaryota, Metazoa, Chordata, Lepidosauria, Squamata, Eublepharidae. Gene Ontology annotation, molecular function: protein disulfide isomerase activity. The record is from RefSeq and is a predicted model, not a curated record.
UCCAGGUCCCUUUCUCUUCCCCCUCUGAUGCCCGAGAAGGACUGGAAGAUCAGAAUGAGAAUUCCGUGGCUUCUCUUUCUCUUCGGCUUAGGGAUCCUCUCUUUGCACACAGCAGCCAAUGGCAUCGAGCCAACAGGGGAGAAAACUGAGGAAACCACGCACCCCAGUAUCGAGGAGGAGGACAAUGUUUUAGUCCUGAAGAAAAGUAAUUUUGAUAAGGCCCUGAAGGAAACCAAAUACCUGCUGGUAGAGUUCUACGUUACUUUAUCUGGGCCCUCUCAGACUUUGGCUGCUGAAUUUGCCAAGGCUGCUGAAGAACUCAAAAGCGCCGCUGUGGAUGUCCGCCUUGGCAAAGUAGACGUGACAGACCAGAAGGAUUUUAAGAAGGAGUUCAAUAUCCAGGACUUCCCAACGCUGAAGUUUUUUGUCGAUGGUGAUCGCAGCAAUCCCGUUGACUGCAAAGGAGUUAGAACAGCCUCUGCCUUUGUCACGUGGGUAAAAAGAAGAAUAGGAUCCUGCUCGGUGCAUCUCAAUAGCACAAGCCAAGCACAAGCCUUCAUUGACCCGGAAGGUUUGGCUAUAAUUGGCUUUUUUAAGAGCCCUCCAGGAGGGGUGGUGGAGGUCUUCUGCGAUUCCGCAAGAAGUACUCCAGAAAUCCCUUUUGGGAUGACAAGCAGUGAUGAAGUUUUUGCACACUUCGGCAUUAGGGAGAACAUGAUCGUCAUCUUCCAAAAGGGAAAACCUGUUUAUAAUGAGGUGGCAGAAGAAGGGAAACUGAAUCACAUGGAGCUGACAAGAUUAAUUAAAACCUUUACCAUGGAUUUAGUCACAGAGUAUAAUCUGGAGACAUCUGUGAAGAUUUUUGACGUUCCUGUGGAAAAUCACAUCCUUUUGUUUAUCCCGAAGAGUUCAACUGUGUUCAACGAGGCAUAUGAAAAUUAUAAAACUGUUGCCCUGGAAUUCCGAGGGAAGAUUAUGUUCAUCUUGGUGGAUACCGAUGAGAGCCGAAAUGGCCGCGUGAUCGAAUACUUCCAGGUCAUCGAGAUCGAAGUCCCUGCUGUUCAAAUCCUGAACCUGACCAGUGAUGCCAGGUACAAGAUGCCUGCAGAAAGGGUGACCGGGAGGAAUCUGCGGAGCUUCUGCCAGAGCUACUUGGAAGGGACCGCUAAGCGACAUCUGUCCAGCGAGGAAAUCCAAGAAGGCUGGGACAAGAAGCCAGUUAAAGUCCUUGUGGGGAAGAACUUUGAUAAGGUCGUCUUUAAUAAGAAGAACCAUGUCUUUGUAAUGUUCUAUGCACCUUGGUGUGAGGCCUGCCAGAAAGUGCUCCCGAUUUGGGAUGAGCUGGGCAAGAUGUAUGAAAACCGGAAAAAUAUCGUCAUUGCCAAGAUAGACUACACAGCAAACAAUGUCCAGUUACUCAAUGUGGAACGCUACCCAUUCUUCAGAUACUUCCCUGUUGGAUCUGCAACCCGGGUUGACCCAUACAAAGGAGAACACACUCUUGAUGCUUUUGUGAACUUCUUAGAAGAACAAAUUAAGGCACAAAAGAAGGUGUCUUCAAAGACCAAGAAAAAAGAUGUUGUGAAGGAACAGGAAAAAACCACAAAAAAGGAAGAGCUUUAGUAGGUUCUUCCCCUCCCCGCAGCAGCAAAGAUAAUUGAGAGGCGUUACCUUUGAUGUGAUUAUGGGGAAUUUAGGAAGACCUUAAGAAAAUAAAACCAGCUGUGGCUCA